Molecule: messenger RNA, 8474 nt
Organism: Betta splendens (Siamese fighting fish)
Lineage: Eukaryota; Metazoa; Chordata; Actinopteri; Anabantiformes; Osphronemidae
Gene: adamts3
Product: ADAM metallopeptidase with thrombospondin type 1 motif, 3
Exons: 23
Coding region: 1639-5193 (1184 amino acids)
Biological process (GO): extracellular matrix organization; proteolysis
Cellular component (GO): extracellular matrix
Molecular function (GO): metalloendopeptidase activity
Source: RefSeq, a predicted model, not a curated record
GUGACUGUUGCCAUGACCCACUAGUGAAAACAGUGGGUGACUGUCAGUGGACAAAGCUCUGAUUGGUUUAUGCAGCAUUGUACAGUCUGUCUGAUAACUUGUCGACAAUAUACAGUAUUUUCUUCAUUCGAUGCACCUUGAUAUUCAUGUAAGUAAAGUGUUUUUUCUAAGUACAUCUGUGCGUCUGAGAACUCGGAUCAAGAACACGUCUAAUGGUUGGAACCUUUAGACACAUUAAUGCGUUAGAAUAAGACGUGCUCUGAUCAUCAGCCUUGAGGGAUCUUCUCACUUCACGAAGCCUCAAACCACUGAAUACGAGAACUUUUAAUUCUGAUUUUAAAAAAAAUCAAAAGGAGCAGAGUCUGUUCAACAUGCAAAGCGGUCUGAGCUAAAAAAGUGGACUUGAAGUUUUCAGCUUUUGAUCAGAAAGAAGACUUAGCGACAAAGGUCAAAGGUCAAAGGUCACAGAAACUGUCAUUCUUUAAAAGCCAUUAGUUACAGUACGAUCCCUGACGAUAAGGUGGUCGCCUCCAGUCCUGGUUCUGUCUUUGCUGAUGUGCUUGGUUCUGUGGGAACUCCCACUGCAUCAUCACCGGCUGUGUGAAAUCUGAUGACCCCUCUAUGGGUUACUGUCCUUUCACAAACGUGGCUGUUGUGCUGCUUGUGAAGCGUUUGAAGAGUGGAUGUGUGGUGAUGCUACGGAGAGCUGUGCUCUGACGUACAGCAUAUUUCUGGCUUCUCUGGAUUAAUAAUCCGACGCCCACUGGUCCUGAAUUAAACAUGAAGUAGAAAAAAGAAGAAAAAAGGAAAACAACACAACUACACCGUUCAUAUGGCUGCAAACCCAAGGUGUUCAUGCUCUCACGCUGUGGGUGGAACAGCCAGCUCUGCGUCCUGGUCUCCUGUCCCACCGUGUGUUCAGAGCAGGAAGAGAAGGAAGCUCAGCACAAACAACGGUGUCCAUGUGUGAGUACAGGACAAAAGGUAAUGAGAGUUAACGUUGAACCAGCAGCCAGAUUUUAAAUGAUGACGAACAACUAAUAACAGCAAUAAAACAGAUUCUAGUUAUGAUGAACUUUCAUUAGUGAGUAGCUUGAGUUCAUUUUUAAUAUUCAUUAUAUUUUUUUUAUUAAUUUCGUGGUGUUUAGUGUUUUCAGUCUGGGCUCCUUUCACCUGUGCGUCUGUGCGCAUUACGUCUCCAUUAGUCCGUGCAUCCUGUCCUGGGAUGAGCUUAUCUUCCUCCUCCUCCUCUUCCUCCUUCCGUCCCACCGUGCGUUCAGGCCGCAGGGUGACGUCACGCAGGGCUGGUCCUGCCGUUUAUUAGCCAGAGGAGCCAAAGCGCCAGGUUGCGAGCGUCACACUGCAGCUCUGUCCGGCGGCGGCGGCGGCGGAGGCGGCGUCUGGUGUUCCGACCCAAAACUUUAUAGAAAGAGAAAAACACAGUGACUGACAAAAGUUUCGCAACUCGCCUCACUCCUGGUCCAAUGCAACUUUAAGCAGUUCGGUUCCUCAGCAGAGCCACAGGCUGCGCAUCCACUGUGAUCCGCUCUGAAUGAGCCGCGUCCCGCCGCGCACGGACUCUCCGUUUCUUCAGUAAUUCCACGCUGGGACACGGUGCGUGGAAGCCCCACACCCGUGAUGGCUGUCCCGUCACUGGCCUUUCUGCUCGUAGGAGUUGUUCUGACUUCAGCCGACAAGGCUGGCGACGUAGACACGCAGGAGCAGCUGCGGAGCCGGCUGAAGGAGUACGGCCUGGUCACCCCCUUCAGCACCGACUCCCACGGACACUACCUGUCGCACCUGCUCUCAGCCACUCACAAGCAGCGCGUGAAGAGGGAGGCGUCGCCCGACCCGUCCGCGCAGAAGCUCUUCUUCAACAUCACCGCCUUCGGGAAGGAGUUCCACCUGCGGCUGCGCCCCAACGACAGGCUGGUGGCGCCCGGCGCCGUGGUGGAGUGGCACGACGAGGUCCGGGCCAACGCCUCGGGCCUCGGCGCCGCGCUGGGCCUCAACCGGACCGAGGCCGGCGAGGCGGAGAGGAUCCUGCGCCGCGAGCUGCUGAAGACCGACUGCACCUUCGUCGGUGACAUCACAGACGUCCCCGGGGCCUCGGUCGCCAUAAACAACUGUGACGGACUGGCUGGGAUGAUCCGCACCGACUCAGACGAGUACUUCAUCGAGCCGCUGCAGCGCGGGGCUCAGGAGCUGGAGGACCAGGGCCGGGUCCACGUGGUCUACCGCAGGUCUGCGGUGGUGCAGGACCCCCCCGGCGCGUCGCUGGACUACCAAGAACCGCAGCUCAAUGUAGCCGGGACUCUCUCCUCCGUAGCGAAGCAGGUCAACGACACCGUCCACCGCCGCGUCCCUCGAGACGCCGGCGAGGACGACUACAACAUCGAGAUCCUGCUGGGAGUGGACGACUCUGUGGUUCGGUUCCACGGCAAGGAGCACGUCCAGAACUACCUGCUCACCCUCAUGAACAUCGUGAACGAGAUCUACCACGACGAGUCGCUGGGAGUGCACAUCAACGUGGUCCUGGUGAGGAUGAUCAUGCUGGGCUACGCCAAGUCCAUCAGCCUCAUUGAAAGAGGCAACCCCUCACGGAGCCUGGAGAACGUGUGUCGCUGGGCCUUCGUGCAGCAGAAAGGCGACCCGGACCACGCCGAGCACCACGACCACGCCAUCUUCCUCACACGCCAAGGCUUCGGCCCCACGGGAAUGCAAGGUUACGCUCCUGUCACAGGAAUGUGCCACCCAGUCCGGAGCUGCACUCUCAACCACGAAGACGGCUUCUCCUCAGCCUUCGUCGUGGCUCACGAGACCGGACACGUGUUGGGCAUGGAGCACGACGGCCAAGGCAACCGCUGCGGAGACGAGACGGCCAUGGGGAGCGUCAUGGCUCCUCUGGUGCAGGCAGCCUUCCAUCGCUACCACUGGUCCAUGUGCAGCGGACAGGAGCUGAAGAGAUACAUCCACACAUACGACUGCCUCCUGGACGACCCCUUCAAACACGACUGGCCACAGCUGCCUGAACUCCCUGGCAUCAACUACUCUAUGGACGAGCAGUGUCGGUUCGACUUUGGAGUGGGCUACAAGAUCUGCACUUCGUUUCGCACCUUCGACCCGUGCAAGCAGCUCUGGUGCAGCCACCCAGACAACCCGUACUUCUGCAAGACCAAGAAGGGGCCGCCGCUCGACGGGACGGAGUGCGCUCCUGGAAAAUGGUGCUACAAAGGUCACUGCAUGUGGAAAAACCCCAACCAGGUCAAACAGGACGGGGCCUGGGGAUCCUGGGCCAAGUACGGCUCCUGCUCGCGCUCCUGUGGAACCGGCGUUCGCUUCCGGAUGCGUCAGUGCAACAACCCAGCGCCCUCCAACGGGGGCCAGGACUGCCCCGGAGUCAACUACGAGUACCAGCUGUGCAACACCGACGACUGCCCCAAACACUUUGAGGACUUCCGGGCUCAGCAAUGCCAGCUCCGAAACUCCCACUUUGAGUUUCAAAACGCCAAACACCACUGGCUGCCGUACGAGCAUCCUGACGCCAACAAGCGGUGCCACCUGUACUGCCAGUCAAAGGAGACGGCAGACGUGGCGUACAUGAAGCAGCUGGUGCAUGAUGGGACGCGGUGCUCGUACAAGGACGCCUACAGCAUCUGCGUGCGUGGGGAGUGUGUGAAGGUGGGCUGCAACAGAGAAAUAGGCUCGACCAAGGUUGAGGACAAAUGUGGGGUUUGUGGUGGGGACAACUCUCACUGCCGAACAGUGAAGGGAACCUUCACCAGAACUCCAAAGAAAGCCGGGAAGACCAGAGGAGCCUUCUCUUUGCCCAAAGGAGCUCGAAAUGUGUUUUUAAAUGAGAGCGACGACCCUAGAAAUGUCCUGGGUUACCUUAAGAUGUUUCUCAUUCCUCCUGGAGCUAGACAUGUGACCGUCCAAGAGCACGAGGCCUCCCCUCAAAACCUUGCCGUCAAGAACCAGGCCACAGGACACUACAUUCUCAAUGGGAAAGGAGAGGAGGUCAAGUCCAGGAGCUUCAUCGACCUGGGCGUGGAGUGGCACUACAUCAUGGAGGACGACGUGGAGACGCUGCACACGGACGGGCCGCUGCACGACCCCGUGGUGGUUCUGAUUAUUCCCAAGGAUAAUGACACUCGCUCUACUUUAAUGUACAAGUACAUCAUCCACGAAGAUUCGGUGCCUGUCAACAACAACAACGUCAUCCAGGAGGACACGUACGAGUGGGCUCUGAAGAGCUGGUCUCCGUGCUCCAAGCCCUGUGCCGGAGGAUACCAGUACACCAAGUACGGCUGUCGAAAGAAGGGAGACCCCCAGAUGGUGCAUCGAGGCUACUGUGACGUCAGCAAGAAGCCCAAGCCCAUCCGCAGGAUGUGCAACCUGCAGGACUGCACGCAGCCUCAGUGGAUCGCAGAGGAAUGGGAGCAUUGCACCAAAACCUGCGGCACGCUGGGCUUUCAGAUCCGAACGGUCCGCUGCGUGCAGUUCCUCCACGACGCCACCAACCGCUCUGUUCACAGCAAAUACUGCAGCGGAGAGAAGCCAGAGAGCCGCCGGCCGUGCAACAGGAUCCCGUGUCCGGCCCAGUGGAGGACGGGAGCCUGGUCUGAGUGUUCCGUUACCUGCGGAGAGGGAAUGGAGCGGCGUCUGGUGACCUGCCGGAUCGGAGACCAGUGCACUGGAGAGAAACCCGAGGCUGCGAGAGCGUGCAGGCCGGGGCUCUGCCACGAUGAGCCGUGUAAUGGAGACAAGUCCAUCUUCUGCCAGAUGGAGGUCCUAGCGCGAUACUGCUCCAUACCGGGCUACAACAAACUGUGCUGCGACUCCUGCAGCAGGCGCAGCGGGGCUCUGUCUCUGUUCUCUGAGGCGGAGGAGCACGCCCGCUUCGGAUCGGCCUCUCAGCUGCUGGAGACGCUAACAGCCUCCCUGGCAGCCAACGCCACGCGCGGGGCUAAACCAAGCAGUGCCAAGGCAUCCACCACAUCAGGUCAUGCUUCCAAGUACAUCACCACCCCUGCUCCGCUCAGGAAAAACGCACCCAGGAGCACAGCAGCACAGAGGAGGCUCCCACGACCAGCCGGCGUCACUGACAAGCUGUCAGAGCCUGCGGGUCAGAGGCCAAGACGCUCCACAGGUCGCCGGUGGCCGUCCGCCUACUCUGAGGUGGAAAGAUGAACAUUCACAUGUGGUUUCCUCUUACGGACUUUAAAGUACAGCAGAUAAUCCAGCUUCAUCCUGAGACUUCUCAUGCCCAAACACCACAAAGAGAGAAACUGAGAGGGAGAGAAAGUGCUGGUUCACUUUGUUAUGAAUCCUCCUUUCCUUUAAAUCAGAUACUGACUUCAGCGUCCCACAGCGAGCUCCCAGAGACUUGAGCUUUCAUGGUUUAUAUACAAUUAAAUUUCACGGUGUGAAGGGGCGUUUCAUCCGUGUCUAAUGAACACCGCUAUCGUAGAGACACAGUGAACAAUUUCAGGGAUACAAAACGACCAAAGGACAGUUGAAUAUUCAAAAUCCAUUUAAAUUUCAAUUAAAUACCCUCGCUCCUUUGUUAACACCUGAGUGGAUAUUACCAAGAAGUAGUUGAUUAGUUCCAGCCAAAGUCGGACUUUCCACCACCUCGUCUGGAAGCUUUCGUUGACACCUACAGACUCACAAUCAGGGUGACAGGUGCAGGACGGGGUCCGCGUUCCCCCGUUGAUUGGUCUCUUCUCUGGUCUUGUCAUUUAAUGAGUCAGGCUCCAGUGGCUCCUCCAGCAAACACAGAAAAUGGAAACAGCCGCCGUCAUUACAGCCAAUUGAGUUUAGGGACGUAAGGACUGACGUAGAUACAGCGUUUGGUGGAAAAGUAGCUCCACUCAUCGUGUUAAUAUUCAUCCGCUGCAGUUUAAUAAGGUGCAGAAUCUUCUUCAGGGUUAUUGCUUGUCACGUCUGUGGACUGUGACCUUUGAGCUGGAUGAAAGGUUUACUCUCCUGUGAUGCUAAAGCAGGUGAUUGUCAUCCUCUCGCCCUUUACUUGAACAUUUCAAGCUGCCACAUUCUUGCCAAAGAUUCAAAUCUAAGUCUCGACACUUUGAACCGAUAGAGUACUCGCACAUGAUCUGAUUUAAUUUAUAGAUUUUUCAUCCAGCAAGUCCUAUGAGGCUCCUGUUUGUAGUGCACGUGCAAAUAUCAGUAUUAUUAUAAGAAGCUGCAGAUACUUUAAACCCUUUUGAAACAAUUAGGAUUCUGCUUUUCAGAAUUCCUGUCGGCACCUUUGUUUUCUUGUUGGGGAGUGAUGGUGUUGGUGCCUCUGGAUGCAGCUGUCGUCCACCAGAACCGCUGCUCUUUACUAGAUCAGUGAUAAAAGCAGUGGUACCUCUGCACCGACAACAGCUGCAUCCCCUCGCACUCUAAGCCCUUUAGCAAGACGUCAAAUAUUCCAAAAUGUCGCACACACAUUUUAGCCUUUAGCUCUUUCUGAGGCAGAUGCUUUUGUGAUUUUUUUCCAGCGACGGUAUUAAUAUUUUACUUUCUCAGAAAGUUGCUGUUAAAAAGUACUGUUUAAUCAAAGGGAACAUACUGUCACAUCAUACAGUAUGUUAAUAUGCAGCAUGUGAUGCGCAGAAGGGUUCUGUUCAGCACAGACUCAUUCAGGAUUCGGAAAAAAUAUCUCAGUAUGAGACACAGUCGUUCUGAAAAAAGGGAUUAAGAUGAUAACAUUUUAAGAUUCAAUGUUCGUGAUGCCCACAUUAAGAAAAGCAGGUAUUUUGUCAGGCUGUUGUGGUUUAAGCUGGCAGUAAAAUCACGCCUUUAAAGCUUAUCACACACAAACCUAGCCCAGGCAAACAGGGCUUUACAAGCUUUGUGCAGUUGUUUUCCAGUCCCAGGGAGGGCGCUAGAGGGGGUCAGGGGUGGCGCCGCACCAACUGACCACCGCUGAUGAAGCUUCUGGCCUUAUGUUUAUCAUAAAUACUUUGGAGAAUGAGAUAAGCAAUUAUCAUGAAAAGGCCGUUAAUGAAAUAAUAGUUAUUAAUAAUUUAAUUACACUCAAUGUUUGUCUUUUGAUCAGACAACACAUUUGAAGAAUCCCUGUCCCUGGUUUAGCAGUAUUCUGCAUUUAAAAUGAAAGAUCCCAACAUUAAUGCAUAUCCAUAGUGUUGUGUAUUUUCCAUCUACAGUACAGUGAUCAAACUGAAUUAUUAAUAAUACACUAUAUGAUUUUUGAUCUCAAGCAAGACUUCAUGCUGCUUUGCAGGAAAAAGUUCUGAUGCAGCUUGUUUUGAACUCGUCUUCCUUACUUCCACCACUUGUAUAAAUGAGAUGGUUAGUUUCCGAGAACAAAAAGCAGCUUCUGCUCAUCCUUAGCCGCUGGAUUAUCCACUCUCUCUCCCAGCUGCCUGUUGGACUGAAUCACUGUGUUGAAAGCCACACAGAGCUGGCAGCUCGUUCUCAGAGGGUCGGUGCUGUGAGCGACGCUCUCACAUUAUACAGGCUCAUUUGGAUCAAUUUUCAUAUCAAACAUCUUGCUUAAUGGAGCUCUGGCUCGUUACACCCUGAAACAGGCCUCGUUAUGAGCACAAGGAGCUGGACUUUCAAAGGUGUUUCCUGUACGCGGAGCGCGUUUUCCAUAAUGGCUUGUGUUUAUGAGUGAAGAAGGUCCAGGACAGAGAAGCUAUUUAUUAAUAAUAAGAAGGAUUUCCUCACAACCGCCAUGCGUCUGACUGCAACAGCAAAGACACUCACAACUAUUCACACUCACUCCUGUGUGCCAGUGUAUAGUACAUGUAUAUAGCAUUGUGCAUACGUAUUUAUUAAGGGUUCAGUGGUUCUGCUUUGUCUUUACAGGAUGUGCGGUGCUAGAUGCUCAAUAAGCUGCAGCGCUUUACAAACUGAACCAAACUGUUCAAUCACAUUUUCCAGUUUUACGUUUUUACUAAACAUCAUAGAAUAGGCGUGACAUUGUUUUUUGCAAACAAUUAGAUGUAAAUAUACUGUACAUGCUCAAUUCUGAGAUGUUGACCUUGUUGUCAGAAAGCUGUCUUUUCACAGCUGUUUUGUAGAAGUUGUUGACGUGAUCUGACCAGACGAAUGCGUUGAGCAGUAAAACGUAUUGUAGUGAGGAUGAAAGCGCUAAAUCCAUUUGUAGUCACACUCUCCUCCCCAGGUCCUUUAGUUGCUGCAUAUUAAACAUUGCUGCUAAUGUUAUACAGCGCUUGUAAUGAUGAGUAGAAUAGUUGUAGAUGUUACGUUGACAAUCCCUGAGCCUCAGACAGACAGAACUGCAUAGGAGUCUCCAUGUACUGUAUCGAACCCCCUGUGUUAUCCGGGAUUCAAGUGAUUGUCAUGACCGUCAGUCGCACUCGGCUAUUUGCUUUUCCAUGUGUUUGUGUAGAUUGAAGUGUUCACUACUGAUGCUGUUUGUUGUACUGGGGAGCACAUACUGUAGCAAUAAACAAUAUGAAUAACUACGUCGA